AUGCUUGUUCUUCGCACUCCAUUCGACAGUCUCUUCGAGGAUUUCGACCGAAUCACGGUGCCGUAUUGGAGAAACGCCGAUCAUUCGUGCUUCAACUUCUCGAAUCCCAUCGGAGAGAUUGUCAACAACGAUCAGAAAUUCGGAAUGCAGAUCGACGUGUCGCACUUCAAGCCGGAGAACCUUAAAGUCAACAUCAAUGGCAAUGAGUUGACGGUGGAAGGCGAGCAGGAAGUGAAACACGAGCACGGCUACAGCAAGAGAUCAUUCCACCGAAUGGUCCGUUUGCCGGACGACGUCGAUCCGUCAGCCAUGACUUCUUCGCUUUCCAACGACGGCCAUCUGACGCUCAGUGCGCCGAAGAAGCGGGCCAUCGAGAACAAAUCUCGACCGAUUCCGAUCAACUUCAAGAAAUCAAAGUAA
Caenorhabditis bovis is the source of this 420-nucleotide messenger RNA. The record is from the annotation of a GenBank genome assembly. Lineage: Eukaryota; Metazoa; Nematoda; Chromadorea; Rhabditida; Rhabditidae.